This is a messenger RNA of Ictalurus furcatus (blue catfish), 1524 nucleotides long. RefSeq names its product putative transmembrane protein INAFM2. The transcript has a single exon. Lineage: Eukaryota; Metazoa; Chordata; Actinopteri; Siluriformes; Ictaluridae. The record is from RefSeq and is a predicted model, not a curated record. Bases 176 to 751 code for a protein of 191 amino acids.
UGGACGGAAAUAAAUUGCUCUGAGCGACAAAGCAUCGAGCAGGCCCCAAAGCGUCCGGUGCACCUUUCUUACGUUUUGGAUCUAAAACGUCCCCCUUUUUUUCUUUUCCCAGACCCUUCAAAAAGCCUUCAAGACGGACGGAGUGGUGGAGCACCGAGGCAAAAACCGGGCCAACAUGCGGGAGAGGGACUUCAUGCCCAACACGGAGAGGGGCAAGCCGGCCACCUACACGGGGGACAAGAAAGCCAAGAUGGCCGCGAAGACCAACAAAAAGUGGGUACGGCUGGCCACCGUGUUCGCCUACGUGCUCUCCGUGUCCCUAGCCGCGAUCAUCCUGGCUAUUUACUACAGCCUAAUAUGGAAGCCGACGAGCACUGGGACUGGACCCGGAGUGCCUGAUGGGUCCACGGGAAACAAGAACGUCUCGACCAGCGACAACAGCACGAGCGCAAAUGGUACGCAAUUAGACUUGGGGUUUAACGCGACCGGCGCCGGAAACGACAGCGCGGCCACAGAGACUGCGAUAACAGCGCACUCCUACUCAACCGCCAUUGAAUACACGCCUGCCAGUGAUCAGAUGAAACAAAACGCGUUUGGACAGUACAGAUAUGAUCAAAACUCGGGCAGCGUUACCGGUCCGACUGACGCAAAAAGGAAAAAGCGCGAGGCGGUACCGGAGAAAUCCGCGUCCGCGCGCUCUCGAAAUGAGCCCAAUGAUCCUGAAAAGACAAGAGAAGAAGGACUGGUUUAAGCUCACACGUACACGUACAAACCGCAUGCUUCCGCAUAAAUGGUGUGCAAAAGCGUUACAAUUUCGGCAUACUAUUCAGUGCGGUAAUGUGCGGUUUAGGACGUAGCCUAAACUCAGUUUGGUGCAUAGCGGUGCGCGCGCGCGGCCGAAGCUCAAAAGGAUUCACGGAAAGAUGGGAAGUAUUCUACGCUUGGUGCAUGGACGCCAGCUUGAUUAUACUAAUGCACAGCAAAGACUUGGUUAUAUUCUUAAAACUUUUUUUUUUCUCCAUGUAACAUAAACUGUCCAAAGUGUAAUCUUUCAUUUGACGGCACAUGGCACCUGUCUAAUUCAAGACCCAUUGGCAUAACCACCCAGCUUCCCAAGUCACCUUUAUGUGCUUGCAUAGUUUCUAAACUGUAUAGCCUGCCAGACGUAUUUAUUUAUAACUGCAGCACGAAACUAAUUAACACAGCAUCUCAGUUUCUUUAAAACACUGAUUUUUUUGUUUGUUUGUUUGUUUGUUUUUUUGGACCAGCUAUUAAAAAUUGUAAGAGGAAAAUAUUUUACAUUGCAUUUCAUUGGAACAAUGUCCAUAUAGCCUCCCAAUUAACCAGGAUUCCUAAUUCAGAGGAACCUGUGUCGAGUUCCGCUCAGGUAUGUGCAAAUAUUAAUGUAAAUGUAUUGUGUAUUUGGUACAUAUAUAUACAGUACAUAUAUAUAAAUGUAUAUAGGUCACAUGUAGUCUAUUUGGAAAAUGUACAUAAUGCACAUGCUCAGGCGUUGAUUGAGCU